CGCCACACACCUCGGUCCUCAACCUUCUCAGGCUGAGUCGGUCUGAGGGAGGUCGAGUGAGGCCCUCCUCCCUCCAGAGGUGAGGUGCCGCCCUGGGCGGAGGUCCCCUGCGGCUUUGCUGCUAGCAAGGUCAGCCCAGGGGCUGGAGAGCAACAGAAGACCCGGGUAAGGAGGGUCCCCCCAUCCAGACCCGCGUGGGUGUGUGCGUGCCUGGGGCUCACCUCCCCACUGUGCUGUCUUCAGCAGGGUUCCCCAGGGACUGCCCCUCUCCACGCCUGUCUCCCCUCUGAGAACUGUUUGCUCCUGGCCCUGUUGCGAGGAUAAGAUGAGGGUACAACUGCACCAUCGAUGAGGGGGCUGGCAGUGCUUCUUUGUGUGCAGCCACUCGGCACACACUUAUUAAGUGCCUACUGUGUGCCAGGCGGGCCUAGAGAGGUUGAGGAGCAGGUGAUGGAACAGUGGGGCCGGCCUGCAAGGAGUUGUUGGUGGGGGUGGGAGAGUCGUCCAGCCUGGGUGCCACAAAGAACCGGUUACCCACACUUUAGAGGGAGUGAGGGGGUGGGGGCGGGGACCCCACCCUCAAUGGGCUUUCGAGGACCGGCAGGGGGCGGCAGGGGGUGACCGCAGCGCCCUGCCCUCUGGGAGUAAGGAUGGGAGCCCACCGUUGGAUGCCCCUCCCCGUUUCAGCCUCACCCCCACCCAGGGGGUACCUUGAAAUAACAGGAAAUUUCAAAUAACAGGAAACCAAGGGCGGGCAAAACUCGCGGCUCCACCCUGCCUGGGGCAAACGAAACACCCCACCCCGGGGCCCCAGUCUGCCCUCUGGGAGGGGGACCGCAAUGAACGCCACGGGGACCCCGACGGGGGACCCCGAGUCCUGCCAGCUGCUGGCGGCCGGCGGGCACAGCCGGCUCGUCCUCCUGCACUACAACCACUCGGGGCGGCUGGCGGGGCGCGCUGGGGCGGAGGAGGCCGGUCUGGGGGUGCUGCGAGGGCUGUUCGUGGCCAUGAGCUGCCUGGUGGUGCUGGAGAACCUUCUGGUGCUGGUGGCCAUCGCCAGCCGCAUGCGCUCCCGGCGCUGGGUCUACUACUGCCUGGUGAACAUCACGCUCAGCGACCUGCUCACCGGCGCCGCGUACCUGGCCAACGUGCUGCUGUCGGGGGCGCACACCUUCCGCCUGGCGCCGGCCCAGUGGUUCCUGCGCGAGGGCCUGCUCUUCAUGGCGCUGGCCGCCUCCACUUUCAGCCUGCUCUUCACGGCCGGCGAGCGUUUCGUCACCAUGGUGCGGCCGGUGGCAGAGAGUGGGGCCACCAAGCGGGGCCGCGUGUGCAGCUUCAUCGGGCUGUGCUGGCUGCUGGCGGCGCUCCUCGGCCUGCUGCCCCUGCUCGGCUGGAACUGCGUGUGCGCCUUCCAACGCUGCUCCAGUCUCCUCCCGCUCUACUCCAAGGACUACAUCCUCUUCUGUGUAGUGGUCUUCGCUUUCAUCCUGGCCACCAUCAUGGUGCUCUACGGAGCCAUCUUCCGAGUAGUGCGCGCCAACGGGCAGAAGGCGCCUAGCACCCCGGCGCGCCGCAAGGCCCGCCGGCUGCUCAAGACGGUACUUAUGAUCCUGGUGGCCUUCGUGGUAUGCUGGGGCCCGCUUUUCGGCCUGCUGCUGGCCGACAUCUUCGGCUCCAACGUCUGGGCGCAGGAGUACCUGCGGGGCAUGGACUGGAUCCUGGCGCUGGCCGUGCUCAACUCGGCGGUCAACCCCAUCAUCUACUCCUUCCGCAGCCGGGAGGUGUGCCGGGCCGUGGUGGGCUUCCUGUGCGGCGCGUGUCUCCGGCUAGGGCUUCGAGGGCCUGGGGACUGCCUGGCUCAGGCCGUCGAGGCCCACUCUGCAGCCUCCAACACCGACAGCUCACUGAGGCCGAGGGACAGCUUUCGGGGUUCUCGAUCGCACAGCUUCCGGAUGCGGGAGCCCCUGACCAGUGUCUCUAGCGUGCGGAGUGUCUGAAGCCACAGUCGGGGUGGUGGUUCAGCAGCCUUGAUCCCCGUGCAGGGAUGCUGCAGUCGGGCCUGAAGAAGAGGAAGGAACCGGUUAGCCACCAGGGGCCUGCAUCCCAGGGCCCCGCGGUGCUGGGGGGCAUCCCGGAAGCCUCAAGGGGCUGCUGGCACCAAGUGGGUUUCCUAUGGUUGUUGUGGAGCAGGAGGCAACGGCUGGUUGGAACCGAGAGCGCGCUGGACUAGAGAUCAAUGGGUUUGCUGUGUGCGCCCCCCUCCUGUGUGACUCGGAGGAAGUCCCAGCCCCUCUCUGGGCCUCGGUGGGGGUGGACUGGCGGGGAGUGGGUGGAUGCCCUGCGAACACAAAAGUUCAGUGGUGGGAUGAGAUGGUGCAGUCCCUAAUUCACAGCUGGUGUCAGGGUGAAAGCAUGAGGGUUGUGGGUCUGCUGGAGCUGGGCCAGUGGCCAGGGAGCGACAUGGGUCUGUGUGCUGGGGGGUGUGGUUGUGACAGCAAGGGCUUUGGUGUGGAUGAGACUGUAUGUGUCUGUUAGAGAGGGAUAGAGAGGUCGAGGGCAGAGCAAGUUGUGUCGGUGAGCAGCGUGUGCCGGUGUGCAGAUAUCCUUGCGUGUAGCAGGCCUCUUGUCUGAGGGCGUGUGCUUGUGCACACAUGUGUGUGACUGAUCCACUCUGUUGAAGGUGUGUGUAAACUUAGGGAGGCUACCAGAAGGGGGUGGGGGCGGGGGCGGGGGCGGUGGCGCUGACACCCACCCCUUCCCGGUCACUUCCCCUUUGCCUGCCCUAUCUCUCAUCUUGGGUUCUGGGCAGCCUCCUCCCCCCACCUCUGGCUUCUGCAUCUUUUGAGACUCAGUCUGGAGUCCAACAGAGAGGGAGAUGCUUUAGCACUAACUGCCUCUCCCUUCCCCAUCUGUAAAAUGGGCUGAUGGCAGACAGAACUCACCGCAGGAGGCUGUUGGUGCUCGGAACUCACCGCAGGAGGCUGUUGGUGCUCGCUCAGUGCUUUUGCUGUGGUGAGCAGGCAUCAGUGUGUCAAAGAAACAUCCGGCGAUAGUGGAAAUGUUCUAUAUCUGUGUUUCCCAGUGUGGGACCCCUCCCCCACACAUGGCUACUGAGCCCUCAAUAAGAGGUCAAUGGGACUGAAGAAAUCAACUUAGAGUGCGUGUGAAUUUAAGCACUCCACAGGACUCGCAGCAAUGGUACCAGACAGUGCUACAGGGGGACACCUUCUGAAUGUAGCCACUUUUGGCUAGUGGGAAGUUCUCUGUCUCCAUCCGCCCAGCCGAGACAGUGCCCACAGGUCUUCUUGCCUCUAUCUUGCCAAGUCGUUGGGGCAGCGUCCUGUCUGCCACUCCAGAAGAGACAGCUCUGUUCUGAGCCUCCAUUUCUCCCCUGCAGGAUAGGGGAUGGCAUGAUGGAUGUGUUGACUGUGCUGUCCAAUAAAGCAGCCAUUAGCCACAUGUGGCUACUUAAAAUUAAAAUGAAUUUUAAAAAUUCAGUUUCUCGGUGCAUUUCUCAGAGCUUCAGUGGCCAAGUAUCACAGACUGGGGAGGGGGUGCUUGAAUAACAUAAAUGUAUUUGCUCACAACUCUGGAGGCUGCAAGUCUGAGGUCAAGGUGCCAGCAGGCUUGGUUCCCCUGAGUCCUCUCUCCUGGAUCCUGGGGGUUUGCUGGCAGUCUUGCAUCCCUUGGCUUGUAGACACAUCAGCCGCAUCUCUGCCUCCAUCUUCACAUGGGUUGUGUUUAACUGCACGUCUGUGUCCAAAUUCUCAAGUCUUUUUUUUUUUCCCUUGGCUACUCUGGGUCUUCACUGUGGCACGAGGGCUGUCUCUAGUUUUGGUGUUCUGGCUUAGUUGUCCUGCAACAUGUGAGAUCUUAGUUCUCUGACCAGGGAUCACAUACAGGUCCCCUGCAUUG
Molecule: messenger RNA, 3915 nt
Organism: Capra hircus (goat)
Lineage: Eukaryota; Metazoa; Chordata; Mammalia; Artiodactyla; Bovidae
Gene: S1PR4
Product: sphingosine-1-phosphate receptor 4
Exons: 1
Coding region: 840-1997 (385 amino acids)
Biological process (GO): G protein-coupled receptor signaling pathway
Cellular component (GO): membrane
Molecular function (GO): sphingosine-1-phosphate receptor activity
Source: RefSeq, a predicted model, not a curated record